CCAGCCUGCCUCCAGAAAUAGCACUCUAGAAGCAGUAGCAGUUUCACUCUGCUCUCAGUGUCCAGCCUGCAAAGAGGCACCCUGUUGCUGCUCUGUGAUCUGAAGCAGUAAGAGCCAUGUCUUGGGGAGUCUACGCUCUGCUCAUCGUCCUGUGCAAUGUUAGGUGCUUGAUCCGUGGGGCUUCCGUGGCGAUCCCAGACAUUGCUGUGAGAUGUGCUGAAGAAGUGCUGCUGCCCUGUAAAGUUCUUCAGGACUCCUCAAUCACCUACCAGACAGUGUCUUGGUAUAAAAUGGCUGGAGAUGGUGAAGAAAUAGCAUGGAAAGUCCUUGAUGUGGAAUCUCAUUAUCCAAAAGAACUUGGGGGGUCCCUGGAGCUCUCCAACGACACCUACUUUUCGCUGAGGAUCAAAAACGCGACCAGCCAGAACAGCGGGACGUAUAAGUGCACUUUGGGGGUACAGAGCGGAGAACGCAACCUGAGUGGCACAGUCACGUUAAAAGUAACAGGUUGCCCUGGAAUAGAAGAUGAAAAAUUGAAAAAAUACAAAGCCGAGCUUUUCAUGCUGACUUGCCUUGGGAUUUUUUACUUGCUGCUCAUCCUUUUUACCUGUACGUGUCUAAGAAAAGAGAGUAUGUCUCCCAAUUACCAAAAAAACAGACCAGAUUUGAAACACAUGCUCACCCCCAUCAAUGUACAUGAAAUGACAACUUUCCAGGAUUUAAACAGCAACAGCACUUGUAAAAAUGAGCUUACUUCAAGUUCUGUCUAAGUUAACAUUGCUGGCACCAAGGGGUGACCAGUAGACACGACACAAGCUGGAUGGCUGGGUGGUACAGAGAGGAGAUAAACGAUAAUGUACAGCCUCUUCAGAGCAGGUUGAGAGUGCAGGUAGCAGUGAUCUGCCUGCACAGGAUGAGCCCUCGACAAGGACUGUUAAGCACUACAGUAAUUUUGGGGAGCUAGGCGGCUUAGAAAUACCGUCACAGCUACACAACGGUGCUACCGUGCUGUUAUGAAGUUGGCAUCAAAUUUAUUUCACUUUGCCGUGCAGCUCUCUUGUUCGGAGGGAGAACAUGCCUGCGAUACAAAGACCAAGUUAUAGGGAGGCCACGGCAGUGUGAAGGAUUAAGCUCUUCACUGAACUAAUAGCUCUCAUCUUUCACAAGUAAACACAACAGGUGCUGCUGUAUGAAAAGGUGAGUGUGGGGGGCUGUCUGCUCCGAGCCUGGUUCUGGAUGGAGUUCCUGCACCGCAAAUGGGAUCUGGCUUGCCACGUGAUGCUCAAGUAAGCUGCAGAGGUGACUUCAUCCUCUUGUCCUGGGUGAAUCAAAUCAAUAUUUGCUUUUAAAUCUCAGAGUGGCAGAUAGGCUGAAAUGUAAGAAGGGAGAAAAUAUUCUGGAAAUCUUUCUGAAACGAGAGGAACUUUCUUUCUCUGCAAGAGAAACAGAGACACAUUUCCCAGAGGUAUCUCUAGAUAGGUCAAUCCAUAGGAAGCUUCAACAAGACUGUUAACCUUAAACCAACAAAAACAAGAAUGAAGCCGCCCGUGAUAUUAAGGACAUAUAAAGAUGACUUAUUUUGUGGUUUAUUAAAGAUGAAGUCAAAUGCAUGCGACACCUACGUCGGUCAAGUUACAGGAGUGAUGAUCAAAGAUAGCUUGGAAGAAAUCAACUCUGUAUCUUUGGGAUGUAUUAAGUCAGCUGUGAGAUACAGGAAUGGAAGAGGGGGAAUAAGAGUGCCUGCUGUUGGUGCUGACCGUGUUUAGUAUAUGUGAAACAAGGACGUGAGGAAAGCUGGACUCAGGCACACAGUAUAAGGGAGAGAAGACUUGUCCUCCUGGACCAAAGAAAGCAGGAGAGAUUUGGGAACCUGAAAUCAAGGAACAUCCCUUAUCAGGCUGCUGGUGCAGAAGGUGAAGCAAGAGGAGCCUAGAGUGACUGUGGGUGUUUACAACACGACACAAGCAUUUGAGCCACAACAUGAGAAUUCACAAGCACUUAAGGACACGCACAAUCUUUUAAAAAAACAAACAAACAAACAAAUCCUCCAAGAACUAAAUUGCAACAUUGGGAUUUCUAAUGCAGUUUGAAAUUCCAGGCUGUUGACAAGGAUGGUCUUUCUGUAAUCCUUUGACUAAUUAAUGGUGAAGUGCUGAUGGGGAGAAAGCACUGUGCAUCACUUAGUAUUGCUUCUGUGAGCAGGGUGUAUGUCUGCAUUGCUGGAGUCCAAGGGAUUCCUGACCAGAAAAAUUGUUACAAGGGAUGUGCAAUUUACUUAGAACGUGGUCAAUUAAUGCUGCAUUUUCUUUGUUAUAAUCAAUUUUUACAUAUAAUUGUGUGUAACAUACUUGAAACAAAAUUUCAGAGGUAACCUACCAUUUGUUUCUGUGUGUUGCAUACGACAAAUAAACCCAGAAAUACUAGGUA
Molecule: messenger RNA, 2427 nt
Organism: Falco peregrinus (peregrine falcon)
Lineage: Eukaryota; Metazoa; Chordata; Aves; Falconiformes; Falconidae
Gene: CD83
Product: CD83 molecule
Exons: 5
Coding region: 117-770 (217 amino acids)
Source: RefSeq, a predicted model, not a curated record